Messenger RNA from Perognathus longimembris pacificus (Pacific pocket mouse), 2225 nucleotides. RefSeq names its product interleukin 6 receptor (gene Il6r). Gene Ontology annotation, cellular component: membrane; external side of plasma membrane. Gene Ontology annotation, biological process: cytokine-mediated signaling pathway. Gene Ontology annotation, molecular function: cytokine receptor activity; protein binding. NCBI's taxonomy places the organism in Eukaryota, Metazoa, Chordata, Mammalia, Rodentia, Heteromyidae. The record is from RefSeq and is a predicted model, not a curated record.
CGAGGAGGAAGCAUGCUGGGCGCGCUGCUGGGCGCGCUGCUCGGCGCGCUGCUCGCCGCGGCGGGGGCGGCGAGGCCCCCGCACAGCUGCCGCGCGCUCGAGGUGUCAGAUGAUGCGUUGACCAGCCUGCCAGGGGCCAGUGUCACCCUGACCUGCCCAGUAGAAGAACUUGCAGACAAUACCACUGUUGACUGGAGGUUCCAUGGCUCACCACACAGAAGGUGGGCUGGUGUGGGCAAGAGGCUGCUUCUGAGAUCAGUGGAGCUCAGUGACACCGGGAACUAUUCGUGCUACCUGGAUGGCCACCUGGCGGGGACCGUGCGCUUAUUGGUGGAUGUUCCUCCCACGAGACCCCAGCUCUUCUGCUUCCGGAAGACCCUCGUCCACAAUGUUGUUUGUGAGUGGAGUCCUCCCAGUGCCCCUUCUCCAACCACCAAGGCUACACUGUUUGUGGAAAAGUUCCACAACCGCCCGAUGUUCUUCCAGGAGCCCUGCCAGUAUUCUCAGGAAUCCCGGAAGUUCUCCUGCCAGUUGGCCAUUCCACAGGGGAACAGGAUUUUGCAUUCAGUGACCCUGUGCAUCGCCAACAGUGUAGGCAGCAGGUUGAGUGAAAAUAAGGCAUUCAGUGGCUAUAAAAUCUUGCAGCCCGACCCUCCUACCAACAUCAAAGUCACUGCUGUGGCUGGAAACCCCCGCUCGCUCAGUGUCACCUGGCAAGACCCCCACUCCUGGGACACAGAUUUCUUCAGGCUACAGUUCGAGCUCCGAUACCGGGCUGAAUGGUCAAAGUCAUUCACCACGUGGCUGGUCAGAAAUUGUCCGUAUCACUGCAUCAUCACCGAUGCCCUGCGAGGCGCCAGGCAUGUGGUACAGCUCCGAGCCCGGGAGGAAUUUGGGCAUGGCCAGUGGAGCAACUGGAGCCAGGAGGCCUUGGGCACUCCGUGGACAGAACCUAGGAGUACUCCAGCCGUGACCCAGUUCCCUGCUGUGCAGACCACUGAUGAUGAAGAGGAGGAAGAUGCCUAUGGGAAUUCUCCAAAAGCAACAAGUCUCCCAGUACAAGAUUCCUCUUCCUCAUCACUGCCCACCUUUCUGGCGGCGGGAGGCAGCCUGGCGUUUGGAUCCCUCCUCUGCAUUGGCAUUAUCCUGAGGCUCAGGAGGACAUGGAAGUCACAGGCUCUGAAAGAAGGCAAGACAAGCAUUCAGCCGCCAUGUUCCUUUGAGCAACCCAAGCCCACCAUAGUGCUUGUCCCUCUCCUCGCCACACCAUUGCCACCGGGCCAUCCUGGGUCCAUCAGCACUUUGAGCCACAGCCAACCAGAUGCCAGGAACCCACCGAGUGCUCAUGACAUCAGCAACAGAGACCGCUUCUGCCCCAGAGAACUGUCUGGGUGACAGUACCAGCUGGUUCAGCGCAGGGUGCUUCUCAUUGCCAUUCCUGCUCACCUCUGGGUGGAGGCUGUCAGCCUCACUGUCACCGAAGAGCCUUGUGGAGACCAUUGCGUUUUCAAACCUCCCUUCCCAAAUACUCUACUUUGUGGGGGGUGGGGGGUCAGUCACAAGGAACCCAGGAGGCUAUGUGGAGUCUCCAUUGGACACGGUGUGGAGGAGCUGCUGGUCACCCACACACCCCGCAAGCUACAUCCUCAGCAAGAGGAUGGCCAUCCAUUUACCCAUCCCUUGGUCCACUGCGUAGCUGAAUCUCCUAGCUCGAAUUCAACACCCAAGUGCCUUUGCCAUUCUGUUUUUGGAGGCCUGAGGAUGGCUUUGUAUGAGUCUCAGAGGCUGGGGAGGGAGCUCUUUCCUGCCUUUCUUAUCCACACUUGAAAAACAUGCAGCAGGCGGGGUGGGGAAAGUUCCAUGAAUAAUAUCUCAGGGCCUGAUGGUUUUAAGUGGAAUCAUAAUUAGUUCCUCAUUAGCAUUUUGCUAAAUGUGAAUGAUAACUCUAGGCAUUUGCUGAUUACAGAAACAACUGUAUUGGCUUGAUUUCCCUCCAUAGAUCUCAGGACGUUGGGAGGAGAAAGUUGGGGAGCUCUGGUUCCUUGUCAUAGGUGAAGUGAGGGGCAGAGCCUUGAAAAACCAGUGUUCCCAGUCUCCCUUGAGUAACCUCGGGUGAUUUGCUGGCGGGAGGCUCUGCCGGUGCAGAGAGCAAAACCAUUUGACUCCAGCGGUUGUUGAUUCCGGUUUCAACGGGACCUGAGCCGCUAGGAGAGAUGAUAUUCAUG